ACAUGUAAACACCAACUACACGUGAAUCCCUUCGGUUCGUCAUAGUGGGACCGUCUCUGGGACGUGAUAUAAUCGUAGCAAAAUGGACUCUUCAAUAAUAGAAGAAACCGAAACACCUAUCACACCUACAUUAAAGAAGAGGAAAUGUUUAAUUGGCGAUGUACAUCUAAAGCAAAAUGCAAAAGCAGAACCUUUAUUAGUGUCUUUCUCCAAUGGACAAGUGUUGGACAAUGCUAAUUUAAAUGGAACAUUGUACCAGAACAUUUCUACAAGCAAGCGUCGCACAAGGCAAAGAGUUUUUGUUGUUGAUACUCCAAAGAUGAGAUAUGCUGGAAAAAAUUUUGGUUUAACAGCUGGCAUGACUUCAAAGGAAUCAGUCUUCAUUGGAGUCUUGGACAAAAACACUGGAAAAAUGGAGCUUGUGGAAACAAGUUCAUUCUUACUUCAUCCAGUUCUUGAAGACAUCAAGUCAACAAACCGUCACCUAAAAGACUCCGUUCACUCUCUGACAUUUCAUGAAAAGCAGGAGCAGGUUGUAACUUCCUUUGGAACUAAGAAAGCUAAGCAGUAUGUCAAUAGACGUAAACAAUAUCAGGUAAACACUGAGGAUAUGGCAGUUGCAAUUGACCAAGCUGCUUCUGCUGUUGAUUUGAAAUCUGAAGACUUAGAACAUGGUGCGGAGGAGAAGAAUCCCUUACUUUCUAUUUUACCAGAAUGUGAUAGAGAUGCUUUGAACAUUGAGGAUGUAUACAAGCUUGAAAUAAUUGCUCCAGACUACUUCCUUUGUAACUUCGAGAAAACUGCAAGACAUCUCUUGGCUGGGAAUGAUCCAGAUGAAAAUUGUACAUUACUCUUUAGAGAAUUAUUAGCCAGCGCCAAGCUAGAAGAGGAAGAAGAGAAACAGCUACGACUGACUUGUGUUGCACUGUAUGUGGAAGUCCUUCUAAAGUUCUUAAGGCUUAAAGAUAGAGAUCUGAGGAAUGCUCUCCAGGAUUGUCCAGCAAAAGUCCGCAACCACAUCUUUCAUAAAUACACAGAGAUGAUAAAUCAGAAAAGGAUUCGAAACCGUGAGGCAGCAGAUCGAGCAAUGGUCUGCCUUCUGAUCUUGGCUUUCAUAGUAAACAAAUAUCAACUGUCUGUGAGUGCAUUACUGCAGUCAUUAACCAUUGAUAGACAGAGGUUAGAGGUUGUGAUGAGGGUGAUAGGAGCUUCACAUAUGUGGAAUGGCAAUUCUUAUAAACUUCAGUUGCCUUUAGCUAGAGUGGCCAAGCAGUUUGCAGGGAAGAAACAUAAAAAAUAAGAAGACACUAAAUAAAAUACCCUAUGAAUUUAUCACUUCUGUGAACAGUCACAGGUUUUUCAAUAUUGAACAGACCUUCUGACCAAUCUUUUCAUUUACCUCACCAAAAGUAUGCAUAUAGCAAAUAAAAUACAGUAGUAGUAGAUAUGCAAUAAGCAUUUUGAUUGUGUAAUAUAUUUGGUAUUGUAAAAGUACAGGUGGGCAAUUUAAAGGAUUGAAAUAAAUAAAUGAGUAACCAUGCUCUUUAGUCUUUUAUAAAAUUAUCAUAUCCUUAAUACAAAUGUAACUGAUAUGAGAUACUGCUCUUAUUUUAGUUUGUAUCAGUAUUUGAUGAUAAAGAAAUAAUCAUGAAAAUAUCAUUUACUCAAUACUGUCAAGUCAACAAAAAGAAACAAGAAAAUUUGUUCACUGUAGUAUUGUUUUGUGGAAAGUCUCUGCACACCGAUGGCUCUGCAAGUACUUAGCCACAAAGGAAUCAAUCAGACCUUGAAACCUCCCCUAAUUUCACCUUUUCCUUGAGUAUGUGUGAUUUAUUUUUUUAUUAUAUUUUAUUUAUUUUUUUACACAUAUAUAUUCCUUAAUAAUGCUAUCAAUAUUGAUGUGGUUUAUUUUAUUGUAGACAUUAUGAUUAUAGUAUCAUUGACAUCACUAACAGUAAUAUCAGAUACCUGAAAAUACUUCUAAAAAUCAAGGAAAAGGGUAAACAGGUGAGUUAGCAAUUGGCUUAUUGGUGACUAAGCAUACACGUACAUGCCAUCCCCGUGGCUUCAAGUUAAAAUACUGCAUGCACAGUCUUGAUAUAUAUAUAUAUAUAUAUAUAUCAUUUAAACUAAAUGACAAUGUGCAGCACAGUAUAAAUAUUGAUUAGAACUCUUAUUUCAGUGUUAAAAAGGUCUUUAAUGGCAUGACAGUUAUUUGACAGUCAUAAGGGAAAAUAUAUGCAAUUGUAACUG
Molecule: messenger RNA, 2253 nt
Organism: Penaeus monodon (black tiger shrimp)
Lineage: Eukaryota; Metazoa; Arthropoda; Malacostraca; Decapoda; Penaeidae
Gene: Polr1E
Product: DNA-directed RNA polymerase I subunit RPA49-like
Exons: 8
Coding region: 83-1300 (405 amino acids)
Biological process (GO): RNA polymerase I preinitiation complex assembly; nucleolar large rRNA transcription by RNA polymerase I; transcription elongation by RNA polymerase I
Cellular component (GO): RNA polymerase I complex
Molecular function (GO): DNA binding
Source: RefSeq, a predicted model, not a curated record